AUGGGUCGAGAGAGACACAACAAGAAGAGCGUUCGUCCACCCCUCCUCUUUCAUCGCGAGUACGAGGAACCUCAUGGCUAUCUCAGCCAGUGGUUCAUCUCGUCAUUCACACAUCCUUUGACGAAUCAUACAUACAACUGCGCAGAGCAAUACAUGAUGCAUCAGAAAGCAGUCUCUCGCGGCGAUCAAGCAACGGCUGCAGACAUCCUCAGAACUCCAUAUCCCAAAGAGCAGAAAGACCUCGGUCGGGGUAUCGCCGAUUGGGAUGAUGCCGCGUGGGAUGAAAUUAAAGAGAAAGUUGUCGAAGAAGGAAGUUAUCUGAAGUUCUCGCAGAAUAAGGAGUUGAGGGACAGGUUGUUGACGACCGGGGAUAGGGAGCUGGUGGAGGCGAGUGCAAGUGAUCGAGUCUGGGGCGUUGGAUUCAAUGCCAAAUCAGCGUUGUCGAAGAGAGAAGAGUGGGGUGCGAAUCUGUUGGGCAAGUGCUUGAUGAAGGCUAGAGAGAGGAUCAGGAAGGAAGAGGAAGAGGGAAGGUCCACAAGAUAA
Aureobasidium namibiae CBS 147.97 is the source of this 543-nucleotide messenger RNA. RefSeq names its product DUF1768-domain-containing protein. The transcript has a single exon. The record is from RefSeq and is a predicted model, not a curated record. The coding region runs from base 1 to 543 and encodes 180 amino acids. NCBI's taxonomy places the organism in Eukaryota, Fungi, Ascomycota, Dothideomycetes, Dothideales, Saccotheciaceae.